CCGUAAAGCCUAGUGUAUAGACGUAACUGAGGACUACGUGAAGUCCAGUUUGACAGUGUUUGUGUUGCGGUCGAGUCAAACAUGCCGGUGGAUCUGAGCCAGUGGAGCGACUCUCUCGCCCUGCAGGAGGUGGAGGAGAAGCCGGCGCAGCCCCUGACCGUGAAAUACGGCUCCGUGGAGAUCGACGAGCUCGGCAAAGUGCUCACGCCGACACAGGUGCAGGAUCGACCCACCUGCCUCGAGUGGGACGGGUGUGACCCCGGGAAGCUGUACACCCUGGGCCUGACCGACCCCGACGCCCCCAGCAGGAAAGACCCCAAGUUCAGGGAGUGGCACCACUUUCUGGUGGUCAACAUGAAGGGGAACGACGUGUCCUCUGGCUGCGUCAUGUCGGACUACGUGGGCUCUGGUCCUCCCAAAGGCACAGGUCUCCACAGGUAUGUGUGGCUGGUGUACGAGCAGCCGGGCAGCCUGUCCUGCUCCGAGCUCGUGCUCACCAACCGCUGUGGAGACGGCCGCGGCAAGUUCAAGCUCCAGAGCUUCAGGCAGAAGUACAAGCUGGGAGCUCCGGUGGCGGGAACCUGCUACCAGGCCGAGUGGGACGACUACGUCCCCAAACUGUACGAGCAGCUGGCUGGGAAAUAAAGAGACAUGAAAAAAACGCUCUGCACUAGGGAGUUAACCCCAACAGUAACAAAGCUCUUAUUUUUUGUGAGUGUGCCACUGAAUAUUAUUUCUCUUUUCCUGCUGUUGCCUUCCUGUGCUGCGACGACAAUGACUUUCAAUGAUGUCACCUACACUCACCUGCAAUAAAUCUGUUCAAGACA
Molecule: messenger RNA, 827 nt
Organism: Scophthalmus maximus (turbot)
Lineage: Eukaryota; Metazoa; Chordata; Actinopteri; Pleuronectiformes; Scophthalmidae
Gene: pebp1
Product: phosphatidylethanolamine binding protein 1
Exons: 4
Coding region: 82-645 (187 amino acids)
Biological process (GO): negative regulation of MAPK cascade
Source: RefSeq, a predicted model, not a curated record